GAUGUGAACCAACAGAGAGGCUCCGGAGCAGCAGGACGCACAACAAGAAGAAGCUGGAGAGACACAGAGAGACAGAGAGAGAGAAAGGAGUAGUGAGGACAUGUCGGUGUCAUUCUGCGGAGUAAAGAGGAGUUCCUGUUCCUGGUCCAGCCUGUGAAGAGUACACCAGCCUGGUUGUCUUGAUGUGAUGCUGCGCGUCUCUCCAGAAGGUGGAUUCGGUUUCCAGUCGCCGGAAACACAAACUGACGGAGAGAGAGAGACUUCAUUACAGCUGAUCACCUGAACAGAUCCUCCUCUUUUCAUUUAAAAACAUCUUCAUGGAGCAGAAGAAUCUGGACAUCUCCCUGGACACCCUGUUGACAGAAUACUUUUUUUCUAUUUUGCGCAAUUAAACUAAAAAGAAGAAGGUGUGGAGUCUCUCUGGAUAAAAACACACAUUGUGAAGAAGAGGAAGACAUUUAUCGACAUGUGAGAAAUAAAAAAAAGGUGUGGAAAUGCGUCGCAAAUGCUUCUGUCUGCUUGAGGUGUGUGCCAUCAUGAGCCUCCUGCCCUCCGGCUCCGUAGCAGAUCUGACGUGUGAAGCUCUGCUCAUGCUAUCAGGAAAUGUCUCAUUACAGUCGCUGGCAUCCACCUGGAACCAAACGCUGAGCAAUGCCACGGGUCAGUGGAGCGGCUCGGGGCUCUCCUGCGACACCUCCAUCGAUGGCAUCGGCACCUGCUGGCCCAGGAGCAGCGCCGGCCAGAUGGUGUCGCGACCCUGUCCCGAGAUGUUCUACGGCGUCAGAUACAACACCACCAACAACGUUUAUAGGAAAUGUCUUGCAAACGGGACGUGGGCGCUGAAGGGGAACUACUCCAUGUGUAAGGCCAUACUUCACGAGGAGAAAAAAGGCAAGAUGCACUACCAAAUAGCCGUGAUCAUAAACUUCCUUGGUCACUGCAUCUCCAUGGUGGCGCUGCUCGUCGCCUUCUUCCUCUUCUUGUGUUUGAGGAGCAUCCGCUGCCUGAGAAACAUCAUCCACUGGAACCUCAUCACCGCCUUCAUCCUGAGGAACGCCACCUGGUUCAUCGUCCAAAUGACCAUGAGUCCCGAGGUUCACGAAAGUAACGUGGCUUGGUGCCGCCUCGUCACCGCCUCCUUCAACUAUUUCCACUCCACCAACUUCUUCUGGAUGUUCGGCGAGGGCUGCUACCUCCACACCGCCAUCGUCCUCACCUACUCCACCGACAAGCUGCGCAAGUGGAUGUUCAUCUGCAUCGGCUGGUGUAUACCAUUCCCUAUAAUUGUGGCAUGGGCGAUUGGGAAGCUGUACUACGACAAUGAGAAGUGCUGGUUUGGGAAGCGCGCUGGUGUUUACACAGACUACAUCUACCAAGGUCCCAUGAUUCUUGUCUUAGUGAUCAAUUUCAUCUUCCUCUUCAACAUCGUGAGAAUCCUGAUGACCAAACUGCGAGCCUCCACCACCUCAGAGACGAUCCAGUACAGGAAAGCUGUGAAGGCUACACUGGUUCUUCUUCCUCUCCUGGGAAUCACCUACAUGCUGUUCUUCGUCAACCCGGGGGAGGACGAGAUCUCUCAAAUCGUCUUCAUAUAUUUCAACUCUUUUUUGGAGUCCUUCCAGGGCUUCUUCGUGUCCGUGUUUUACUGCUUCCUAAACAGCGAGGUACGGUCAGCUGUGAGGAAGCGGUUCCACCGUUGGCAGGAGCAGCACUCCAUCCGGGCCCGGAUGACCCAGGCCAUGUCCAUGCACACGUCACCUUCACGGGUCAGCUUCCACAGCAUCAAGCAGUCCACGUCGCUAUGAGAGCCGGCGUCGUCCCGGAUACCCACCGCCUCCCAUCCUCCCCGGCUGUCGUCGUGGUUUUCUGCCACAUCACCGGAGUACGCUGAGGCGAGGCUGCAGAGAGAGAGAGAGGCUGCAUCAGUCUCCCAAACCUCAGGAGGGACAUUACACGGAGCUGAAAAUGGACGAGGACGGAGAUAAAGGACACUGCAGCAGACUCUAUGGAACGAGAGGUUAGUGGAUCACGUGACCAAGCUGAGUGACUUUGAAUCUGGGUGUGAAUGUACAGCACUCCAUCUUCUUCACCGUCUGCCCGCCAUACAAACUCUCCAUCGUAUCCCUGCUCGCACACACUUUGUUUUUUCUUCUUACACCAGCGAGAGCUCGUGUCUCUGGACUGCACUGAACUGGAUUCCACCGCCAGCGGACACUGGACUCAAACGCAGCGACUAACUUAUUAUUACCAUUUUCAGUUGUUUUUGUUUAUUUUCAAUUGUCUUGGAUAUAGUGUUUGUUAAUUUGGUGUUGUGCUCUCUUCUUCUUCUUCCUCAUCUGUUCUCAGCCAGCUCGGUGCAGCCGUGCUACUUUCAUCCACUUUCCAGAAAGUUUUAAUACAUUCCAUAAUUUUCUACCUGAAGAGUUUUGUUCCAAAAUAAUUCCUCUACCAUUAAUAAACUAGGGCUGUCAAUCAA
This is a messenger RNA of Sebastes umbrosus (honeycomb rockfish), 2476 nucleotides long. Its product is annotated as corticotropin-releasing factor receptor 1-like. Gene Ontology annotation, biological process: cell surface receptor signaling pathway; adenylate cyclase-activating G protein-coupled receptor signaling pathway. Gene Ontology annotation, molecular function: corticotropin-releasing hormone binding; G protein-coupled peptide receptor activity; corticotrophin-releasing factor receptor activity. The record is from RefSeq and is a predicted model, not a curated record. NCBI's taxonomy places the organism in Eukaryota, Metazoa, Chordata, Actinopteri, Perciformes, Sebastidae. The coding region runs from base 495 to 1805 and encodes 436 amino acids. Gene Ontology annotation, cellular component: plasma membrane; neuron projection. The transcript is spliced from 14 exons.